UGCACUUUGAAUUAUUACUUUUUUUUUAGUUUUCCCUAAGACGACUUCCAAUUUAUUUAAUAUGGAUUCACCUAAAAAGGAAACUGGUUUCCUAGAUAAAAUUGUAAUGUACAUAUGGCUCAUGUUUGCUCCAAAGCCCAAAAUAAAUGAGCGUUACCCACCGAUUCGAUUGCCAGAACCUCCUUCGAUUAACAAAUUGACGGCUGAAGAUACAGCUUCAACACCUGAGGAACAUUUGUUGGAAAGUGGAACAAUAACCCAUGUCAUGGUUGUAAAAAUUAGUGUCUUCGAUGAUCAAAGUAUUCGUAAGGGCUUUGUUCGGAAGGUUUUCGGAAUUCUAUUGGUCCAACUUCUGUUUACACUCGCUGUGAUGGCUAUGUUCGUUUACCACGAGCCCACAAAGCUGUUUGUGCAGUCGAAUCUGGUUAUCGUGUUUCUGGCCAUGAUCGUUAAUUUGGUCGUCUUAAUAAUGAUCGUCUGUGUCGAGAGCGUUAGACGCAGGCAUCCCCUUAAUCUGAUUUGCCUGGCCAUCUUCACCUUCACCAUGUCCAUGCUCCUUGGAACCACUUCGAGCUUUAUGGACUCCGAUCUAGUGCUCUUGGCAGUCGGAAUUACAGCUGUGCUUGUCGUCGCACUUUGCUUGUACGCCAUUCAAACCAAAUACGAUUUCACCGCUUGUGGCGGUGUAAUGAUCACAUUAGUAAUGAUCCUCUUUGUCCUGGCUAUUUGUCGUUUUUUUAUACCCGAAUUUACCGACAGCUUGCCAAUUGCUUGUCUGUGUGCCAUAUUGGCUUGCUUUUUCCUGAUCUACGACAUGCAGUUGAUAAUCGGCGGAAAUCGCGCGGAGCAACUGGAUCCCGAGGAAUAUGUGUUCGCAGCAUUGACUCUUUACGUGGAUGUAAUGCGUUUACUUCUUUACAUCCUUCGGAUCCUACAGAGAGUUAUAUAAUGUGUUAAUUAACUUUAAACCUGCCUUGGCUUUACAAAACAAAAAGAAUGUGAAAACUUGCCAUUUACAAUCAAAAUGCUUGCUAUAACUGAUAUUUAAUAUCAGAGUUUGUUUCUUGCCAAUUCCAGGUCAGAGAAAUGCAUUGUUUGGUAUUGGUAAUUAAGAAUUUUAUUAACUUACUCUUUUGGCUCAUAUUGUUCUAGGAUAGUUACAUUUUAUUAAUAUUUAUAUACUGUAUACGUUUGUCUAUGCGUGAGUAACUAUAAAAUACAAUCACAAAAUGUAUGCCA
This is a messenger RNA of Drosophila ficusphila, 1239 nucleotides long. Its product is annotated as protein lifeguard 1. The transcript is spliced from 3 exons. Gene Ontology annotation, cellular component: membrane. The record is from RefSeq and is a predicted model, not a curated record. Bases 62 to 949 code for a protein of 295 amino acids. Lineage: Eukaryota; Metazoa; Arthropoda; Insecta; Diptera; Drosophilidae.